AUGCCCACGGCGGGCGCUCUAAGGGCCAAAUUCCGCCGGCGGCGCAGCCCCGCGGAGGACAAGGUCUCCAUCCUCGAGCGGGCGGAACAGCGGGAAGUAGAGGCCCCGAGGGCUCCCGAGGACCACCCUGAAGAAGAGGUUGGCUGCGCCUCCAAAACAGUGGCGUUUGCCGCCCUCCCGGACAAGUACCAGCCUCUCGCUUGGGACGGCGAGCAGCCGCCGCCGCCGCCACGGAAAACGGAGCGCGCAAGUAAGGCGCGCAAGAGGAGACUUAAGAAAUACGGCAAGAAUGUGGGCAAAGUGUUGCAGAAAGGAUGCAGCUAUUUGGUCCUUGGCCUCCAGGGUUUGGCCAGAGCCUAUUCUUCACCACUUGGCUUGCCUGUUUGGACGGGUACAUCAGUGCGAUAGAUCUUACUACUUUUUGAGGCGGACAAGGACAACGAAGACAACAAAAACACAAUUGAGGACAGUAGCCACUUCUCCUUUGCUCCAAUACACCUCAUCUUCUUUAAAUGCCCCAAUUUGUCAAAGGAGGAAUAAGGAAAA
This is a messenger RNA of Protobothrops mucrosquamatus (brown spotted pit viper), 546 nucleotides long. It is a transcript of the gene CUNH1orf115, whose product is annotated as chromosome unknown C1orf115 homolog. Lineage: Eukaryota; Metazoa; Chordata; Lepidosauria; Squamata; Viperidae. The transcript has 2 exons. The record is from RefSeq and is a predicted model, not a curated record. The coding region runs from base 1 to 408 and encodes 135 amino acids.